Durotheca rogersii is the source of this 800-nucleotide messenger RNA. RefSeq lists its product as uncharacterized. Bases 172 to 672 code for a protein of 166 amino acids. The record is from RefSeq and is a predicted model, not a curated record. Lineage: Eukaryota; Fungi; Ascomycota; Sordariomycetes; Xylariales; Xylariaceae. The transcript has 2 exons.
AUCAACAGCCGCGACAGACUAGACCAUCCUUGUUCGUGUAUCUACCUAUGCUGCACAACAUACCUAUAGGAAGACGCGGCGAAAGAGAAACAGGGGACCUCCGCAGACGGACAAGAUGGUGGGUAUUCAUCAAUUUCCUCUCGUAACUCUCGCACCACCUCCGCAAGCCGCAUGGCCGAGCCCCACGAAUACAUUCCGGCCUGGCGCCACCGCGGGAAAACGUCUAUAGCGAGAGUCGCAGACAUACCCAUCGCCGCCGUAGCCAUCAUCACCGUCGCCGCCGCCGCCAUCAUCGUCAGUCCCGUCGGUCUCGUACGGCCCGUCGGAAUCCGUGCCGGAAUCGUCGUCGUCGGCGCCGCCGCCGGCGGGGCGCAGAAGGCUCUAGAGCCAGCGCAGCCGGCGGGCGACCAGCCGCACGCAGUAGCGCGCGGCGCGGAAGGCGACGUAGGCGGCGAUCAGCAGCGGGGAGGCGGCGGUGAGGACGACGCACGCGGCCAGGACCGGGGCAGCGCGCAGGAACAGCCGCGCCAGCCCCCAGUGCAGGCGCAGCACGAUCAUCGGGUCUUCGCCCUCGGCCAGGACGCCGAGGAGCAAGGCGGUGACGAAAGCGGCCCACGAGAGGGCGAAGGACAGCACCGAGGUGACGACGUCCUGCGGCACGGCGGCCGCUAAGUCGGCGAUGAUGUUGACCGUCUGGUUCACGUAGCCGGCGAUCACGUUGGCCGUCUCAUUUACGUAGCCGAUUAGCACGGCGAGCUCGUCGUUGUUGGCCAUUGUGGAGCUGCGAGUACGUGAGAUUG